Suillus fuscotomentosus is the source of this 306-nucleotide messenger RNA. RefSeq lists its product as uncharacterized. NCBI's taxonomy places the organism in Eukaryota, Fungi, Basidiomycota, Agaricomycetes, Boletales, Suillaceae. The record is from RefSeq and is a predicted model, not a curated record. The transcript has a single exon. The annotation marks the transcript as partial.
AUGCAAAAUGCUCGUGCUAAUGCCAAACUCCGUGGACGGAAGAGGACCAAUACUUCUGGAUCCCUCAGCAAUACAAAACCACUUCCCCAAUCUCUCAUCGCACUGGCAGCGCUUCCCUUGCCCGACUCAUUUCUGUUCCAACAAGCAUAUUCUGGGUCGGAGUUGAUUGACGAGUCCGAUGUAUUCCAGUGGGACAAACCACCACCGUACGAUUCCCCUCCUCCUCCAAAUUCACCACAUGAGGCUCGCUUUACCCGCAAUCUUGUGGAUGUCAUGCAUGGCAGACAGUGUCGUUUGGAAGAAGAG